AUGACGCUACGUCCGCAGAGGAAGAGGAGAUACAGACAAGGGAGCUUCCACCGUGUGCUCAACUUUAAGCAGUUUGUGCUCAUGAAGGAUGACGAAAUUUCGCCUGAUAAAGCUGCAGAAGAGUACACCAAGUAUCUGUGCGAGUUUCUCAACAACGAAAUCACGCUCUACUAUGAUACUUACGAGGAUCUCCCCUUCUUUCGCGAGAAGUACCAUCCCUACUAUCUAAAGGAGGACUUUGAGCUGAUAAAACGGACAUUUCUCUCCCAGAGUGCCCAGUUUAUCAAGGAUUAUGAAUCGGGCAAAUACAAGGACCUCUUGUUCGAAGUAAGCAUCCAGAGACUUUACGGAAAACAAGAUGAUGAGGAUGUAAAGAACUUGGCAGAUGCAUCGUAUGAAUGUAACGAGUGGGCGUAUGAAGUUCCACUCGAGUAUCCAAAUGAGGAUACAACCAAAAGGCUACCAUUGAUAUCACCACUCGAAUCGGUAGUACUGGUGGACGUACCUGAAAAGGUAUUUAAAUUUGAAAUCGUAAAUGCUGUAAAGCAUCGCAUCGAGAAUUUUAUCAUUUAUGUUGCUGAGCGUGACAUGGUCAGAACGGCAUUCAUAACAGUUCCAGAGGAUGAAGAUAUAGACAAAGUUGUGGAGGAUCUCAACAAUGAGAGGCUGACUGUGCAAGAAUUCUUGCUGAGGUUUGCAAGGUGUAAUCCAAAGAAGGAUAGGAUUGUCACACGUGUCUGUCCCCCGAUUUGUUCUCACCCUGUGAUUAUCAUGAGGGACUUAGAAUUAACCAAAAAGUUGAUUAGAAAAUUGGACGCUGACCUUGGAAAGGCGGAAGGCUCAAUCAUUGAUUUGCUCCCAGAGGAUCUUGAUAUCAAGCUUCGUUUGGACAUUCACAUUUUGUACCUUCGUAUAGUACAUUGUUACUGCUACUAUGGACGCACAAAAACGCAAAAUUAUAUUGAUUUGUGGGAUUUGAGCGGUCCAGGUCACGUUAGAGUGGACCUGACAAACGACCUCUACGAAAAGGAGGAGGAACUUGCUGGCAGCGUAAAGUUUGCCGCUUGGGGAGCAAAGAAUUCAAAUGUCCCAGAGUCUGGUACAACAUCGGAGACUAGUCAAAACGAUGAAAAAAUGGAUAUUGUGGAGAAUAAAUUGGAGGAGCUCAAGGACUGGCAAGAGGCGAUCUCAUCCCUCAAAGUAUCACAUUCUCAGCUACAGUGGCUUAAAGACGUGGAGUCGUUUGCUCUUCAUGUUCUAAAUUCCAACCUGGCACCUCCAGAGUAUGUAGAGGACGCCGCUCUUAUUGAAGAAAAGUGGCAGCAAUUUUGCAACUUGAACACCCUUAUCCAGGGUCCCGCCAUGUUUAGGUGCAAAAUAUGUAACAAGCUCUUUAAUGACGCAAAGUUUGUCUGGAAACACUUGAAAAACAAGCAUCCUGAGCGUUACGAGCAGAUUAUUGUUGAAUCCGGGGUUCCGCAAAUGAAGGACAUAUUUUUCAACGCACACAGAGAUGCUAAAUGCAAUCCAUUCGAGCGACUCUUGUCGAUUCCUGUCAUUCACAAACCACCUUCUGACUUUGAUACCAUCUCCGCAGAGUUCUUCAAGAGGAUCGGAGACAAGCCUUACAGUACGUUUUCUUCUUCCGCAUCAUUACCUUCAGGCACUUCAAACAAAAAGAGGCGCAGAGAGUACUAUGACUUUGAUCAGCCAAAGGCCAAAAAGGACAGAGAAGUCACGUUUGCGGCAGACGAAUACUCCCGUCCCAGCGUAAAGUACGACGACCUCUAGG
Theileria equi strain WA is the source of this 1792-nucleotide messenger RNA. RefSeq lists its product as hypothetical. Gene Ontology annotation, cellular component: nuclear body. The record is from RefSeq and is a predicted model, not a curated record. The transcript has 6 exons. Gene Ontology annotation, biological process: mRNA processing; primary miRNA processing. Bases 1 to 1791 code for a protein of 596 amino acids. NCBI's taxonomy places the organism in Eukaryota, Apicomplexa, Aconoidasida, Piroplasmida, Theileriidae.